This is a messenger RNA of Lasiodiplodia theobromae, 4398 nucleotides long. RefSeq lists its product as uncharacterized. NCBI's taxonomy places the organism in Eukaryota, Fungi, Ascomycota, Dothideomycetes, Botryosphaeriales, Botryosphaeriaceae. Gene Ontology annotation, molecular function: FAD binding. The transcript is spliced from 5 exons. The record is from RefSeq and is a predicted model, not a curated record. The coding region runs from base 1 to 4398 and encodes 1465 amino acids.
AUGAUGCUCCAAAUCAUCUUUUUCCUUCUUACGUUCUACGCAAACGCACAGUUCACCCCAACACGAAAAGGCAUUACAGCACGACCGACUAACCCCUCUGGUACGCUCGCGUCUGGCGCCUACGUACCAUAUCUUACGGUCCGGCCUAUCGGAGAAGAAACGCAGCAGAUCGAUCCGAAGGAUCCAGGUGGCCUCGACUGGGAGUUUGAUGUUGGUGUACGUAAUGUGGAAAAGCCCGGCGUCCCACCGCCUUAUGAUGAGCAAUCGGUGCCACAGUAUUGCAGUAUGGGAGUCCUCCCGCUGCCACCGGGGCAGACUCACACGACACUGGCCGGGAAUGCGCCUGCUGAAGCCUUGAUGUCCGUGCAGUACUUGACGUUCACUUCAACUCUGCAUGAAGAUACGCCCCCAUCGAAUCUGGCUUCCUUGACAACAUUGGCGAAAGUUUCAUCUUCAACCAAGCAGUCAUCGAGCCAGCAGACAGCCUCACAAACAUACAAACAGCUACCCAUGACAGCCUCGCCGUCGAGCACGGAAAAACAGCCCUUGAGCACCACAAAUACCGAGAAGCCAGCCGAGAAGUCAACCCGGCCCCUAGCAACAGAGCAGCCCUCGCUUCCUGGACCGUCUACAGUGGACUCCUCUUCCGGCCUACAGUCAAGCCAUCCUGCCUCAUCUGCCGUCGAAGAGCCCGCGUCAUCUUCUCCUUCUGUCAAAGCAUCGAUGAACAGUGCUCCCAUUGUCACCAGCCUGACCGCCAGCCCUGAAGAGCAAGAAUCACCAUCUCUCUCGCGAACGGAGACAAGCAUCCAUCAGCAAGUGCAACAGUCCAGCAUUCUCGCCAGCGGUAUGUCUGCCGACGGCAUCUCAGCCAACAGCCACCUCUCCAUCACAGAAACACACAUCGGCAGCGCCCCGAGAGAAUCUUCACUUGCAGCGCCCUCCACCAGUUCGCCGCAGGCGACCGGGACAGCAGCGGGUGAGACUGCAGAAGGGGAGACCGGCGCCGCCACCACCGUGCUUGCUACCGGGGCAGCAGUUGUCGUUGUCGGCCCAGCGACUCUUUCGCAGGUCCCGGAUGCCAACUCGAGCCCGAAUGCUGCGGGGUCCGACCAAGCCUCGAAUAUUGACAGCCUCACCGCGACACUCCCUGACAGCACUACAGCCGCGGGGGGAGUAGUCGUCGUCGCUAUAGGCGGUCAGACGCUUAGCUCGGCAGGCCAGACCGCCACUCUGAGCGGUAGCAAUGACGCUAGCAACGACGCCAGCAGCGCCAACGAACAGGCAACGGGCACAGCUCAUAGCGCACAACAGCAGCAGCAGCAGCAGCAGCAGCAGCAGAAACAACCGACACUCGCCGUCCUCCAGACUGAUUCCGCUGGCCGCACACAGCUCCUCGUUGGUGACAGCACGGUUGUCAGCGAUGUAGCUCUGGCGUACGCAACGGGUGCGAACACAGCUGCUGCUAUGGAUGGUGUUGUGAUUGCUGCCACUUCUGCUGCUGUUACAUCUGCCACUGAUGCUGUCCAAGGACAGGGGCAGGGGCAGGGGCAAGGAACCACAACGACAGACGGCAGGCAGACAGUUGAGGCUGCGAACAGUGCGGGUGCUAGCGAGGUGGAGACAUCUGCCUCUAGUGCCUCUGGAGGGCAGACGGUGUCGGUAGGUGCUACGAGUAAAACUUGGCUUUCAAUGAAUCCCAUCUCUGGACCUUACCUCAACGUCACGUCGGCGAAUCCGCCAGCCGCAACCACGCUCGCCGGAUCAUGCACCGCCAACUGCACCUACCAGUCCGAAGCUGCCGGCGCAUACGGCUGGACUAAGCGGACUUCCUGGGCGGGCACCACCUCGGUCGAGUACGCGAUCGAGUACCUCAUCGUCAACAACCGCACCAACACGACGCGCACCUCGACGUCUUACUUCACGCUACCCGCCGGCAUCACCGCUCUACCGACCAACGCCGCGGGCACGCGCACCCGCAACAUCACCGUCUCGCUGCCCACCGGCGCGGCGGGCAACUGGACGACUUUCGUAACCACCAUCGCCUACCCGUCGCGCUACACGCGCUACACCUCCGGCUACACAUGGUGGGGCGAAGUAGCUACGACCGACGCCGCCAACGGCGCAUCCAUCUGCUCCUGGGCCCCGUAUUACUUCUCCGGCACGCGCACCUACACCACGACGACGUACAACGCCGCCAGCAGCACCAGCGCCGCCGGGCUCUUCACCGACUUCGCGACCGCCGCGUCUGGCGCUUUCGUGCCGUUCGUCACGCUGCAGCCGUUCGGUGAUGACGCGGGGGCAGCCGUCGAUCCAGACGACCCGGCCGGCAUCGACUGGGAGUUCGACCUCGAGAUUCCGCGCGAGUACGUGGCGGGCGUGCCGGCGCCGUAUGAUCAGGAUGCCGUCCCGCAGCUGUGCGAGACGGGGCUGGUGCCGCUGCCGCCCGGACAGGGCCACCAGACGUCGAUGACGGCGCCGGUGGGGGUGCUGUCGAGUGUGCAGUAUUUGACGCUGACGUCGACGCUGCAUGAGGACACGGGGCCGGAGACGACGACGGCGAAGGCAAGUCCGACGACCACCGCGGAGGAAGAGUCGCCGUCCCCGGAGACGAGCCAGGCCGAACAGCCCUCGCCGACGACGACGGUUGCGCCCCCGCCGCAGUCGCAGACGGAGGACGCUUCUCCCUCGCCGUCGAAUCCCCCAGCCUCGGAGCCCGUAACCUCGUCACCUACUGAAGACGAGCCGACGACGACCAGCAACCCCCUCGGCGUCAUCAUCUCCGCCAUCGCCAGCAGCGCCGCGGCAGCAGAAUCGACAGCCGCUGCCGCCCCGCCCAACUCCGCAACCACCGUCCCCCCAGUCGUGGUCGUCCCCUCCAGCAGCGCUGCAGACGCUGCCUCCGCCGGCUCUCCCCUCGCCACCGACGCGACAACCGCCCUCCCACCCACCGGCGUCGUCAUCAUCGGCUCCGCAACCCUCUCGCAAGUCUCGAACGGCGGCGGCAGCCCGGCCACUACCGCCGCCAAUAGCGGUAGCAGCAGCAACGGCGGAAACGGAGGCGGAGGCGUCAUCGUCAACAUCGGCGGGCAGACACUCAGCUCCGCCGGCCAAACCGUCACGCUCAGCGGCAACGACGCCGGAGGCCAGCAGCAGACCGCCACGACCCUCGCCGUCCUCCAAACCGACGCAUCGGGCGCUACGCAGCUCGUCGUCGGCGGCAGCACCGUCGUUGGGGAUGUUGGUGGGGCGUUUACAUCCGGUACUUCUGCCGCGGGCGCGGGGCAGCAACAGGGGAGCGGGACGGCCGUCGUCGUCGUGGGCGGGCAGACGGUCGAGGUCGCCAGCGCUCUGGCAGCAGGCGCGACGGGGACGGCUGGUGGUGGUGGAGUUGUUGUGAUCGGCGGGCAGACGCUCGAGGUGGGUGGGCCGAGCACGACGGUGGGAGGGGUGGCGAUUGGCGCGCAGACGGACGAUCAGGGGCGGACGGAGGUGGUUGUGGGUGGGGCGACGGCGACGGUGGGGGGUAGCGGGGGGACGACGACCGGCGCAGCGGUGGCGACGGUGGGGAGCGUGGUGGUCUCUGAGGGGGGAAGUGCGGGCGGUGUGGUGGUUGGCGGGCAGACGGUGGAGGUGGGAGCGAGCGCGACGCUGAGCGGUGGGGAUGUUGUCGUGGUGCAGACGGCGGCCGGGGGCGCGACGCAGGUUGUUGUUGAUGGGAGUACGGUGGCGCUGCCGACGGCGAGUGCUGGUGGCGGCGGCGGCGCUGUUACUACGGUGGGAGGCGUGGUCGUGUCGGAGGGGAGCAGUGGUGGUGUGGUGGUGGGCGGGCAGACGGUGCAGGUGGAUGGCACUGUCACGCUGAGCGGCGGCUACGUCGUCGUGGUUCAGACGGGCGCGGGCGGAGCUACGCAGGUCGUCGUGGACGGGAGCACGGCGACGCUGCCGACGGCGGCGAGCGCUGUUGCCACUACCUUUGCGGGCGAGACGGUCAGUGUUGCGCCUGGAGGCGCCAUCGUUGUCGGCGGCCAGACUUUGACGCUUGGUCAAACGACGACGCUGAGCGACGGAGAGGUCGUCGGCCUGCAGACGGGCGCCGGCAGCGUGACGGAGCUGGUUGUUGAUAGCUCUACUGCUACGCUCGCACCGAGUGGCUCUGGGCUUGGUGGGCUCAUUUUGAGCGGUUUGGGAGCUACCUCAAGCGGCAAAGCUUCGAGCACGCGCGUUGUCAGCUCGACGAGGACUUCGUCGGGGGAUGAUGGCGAAGAGACUACGAGCAGCGGGACGGCUGCGGCGGCGGCUUCUUCGACCGCUGCAGGAGUCAAAGCUGCGUGGGCUAACAGUGAGGUGAUUUGGGUAAUGCUUGUUAGCACCGUUGUGCUGCUUGUGGAGGCUUAA